AAUUUAGGUGUUGUCGUGUGGGGGAAGCGCACACCCGCCAUGGCUGCCAUUAGCUUGGGAACGCACCGGUCUUUGAGCAGAGCAACUCAGGCUUUUGCACUCUCUACGUUUCCUCGUUGCAACGCUAAACUCUCUCUUUGGAGGACCAUUUCUUCUGAGCCCCUCGCUGCUUCUUGUCCUUCAGCUUCAGGUGUGACCCAGAUUGUACAAGCUUUGAAGGGAGAGGAAGGUGAUGUGCUACUCAGGGGAGUGAAAGAGAAAAGCACAAUAAAAGAAGUGAAGCAUAUUCUUGAGAUGGCUCAACGGGCAUUGUCAAGACAAGAAGUUCUUCAUACAAAUUUUCUUACCCCUCCAGUGCUGAAGGAAUCUAUGGAAGUGAUGGGAAAACUAGCAGGUGUGAAAGCAAUUGCUCAAGGAGGUUACCCACAGGCUGAACGCUGCCGGAUUUCUGUUGGACAUCCAGAAGAAUUGACAAGUGACCCAGAUAUAAUUGCAGCAUUGAGCAUUACUGGUAACUUUCAGUUUGAACCUUGUUCUCAUGGUGACUUCCUUGGUUCAAUCCUUAGUACAGGAAUCACCAGGGAGAAACUUGGAGAUAUAAUAUUGCAGGGCGAACAGGGUGCUCAGAUACUUAUUGUUCCGGAACUAGCUGAUUAUGAUUCGUCACUGGGUAAGGUUGGUAAUGUUCCUGUAUCUUGCAGCCAGAUACCAUUAAUUUCUCUUGAUUAUGAACCACCAAGAACCAAGUCAUUUAAAACCAUAGAAGCAUCGUUAAGAGUUGAUGCACUAGCAAGUGCUGGGUUCAAAAUUUCACGUUCAAAGCUAGUUGACUUGAUCGGCGAGGGGGCUGUUCGUGUUAACUGGGUCCCUGUCACUACCAAAGGAGCCGCGCUCAAGAGUGGAGAUAUUGUAUCUGUCAGUGGAAGGGGAAGAUUAAAGAUUGGUGAAAUAAACUCAACAAAGAAAGGAAAGUUUGCAGUGGAGCUGAUUCGGUAUUUGUAAAAGGUUUUGCAGGAGGAGCUCACGCUAAUUCCAUUAUCUUUCUUGUAGUUAUUCUCGAAGUGAAAUGAUCCUUCCUGGGGAAGACAUGUUCCCCUCAGAAGAUAGUGGGGAAGAAAGAACUCCAAUCAUCUGUAGUGAAGAUUGUGAUUGUAGGUGAAAAUGUGGGGUUGGUGGAUCAAGUUGAAGAAGGUCGAGAAACUGUGAUUGAUGCUGUCUUCGUGUCCAGUGGAAUUGUUUUGAUGAACAAUUUUUUUGUAUGUCAUACUGACACUGCAUCUUUUCCUAAAUUAAUUAGAUGUCCAUGCCACAACUGUAUGCCUAGCGUAGCUUUGCACUUA
Prosopis cineraria is the source of this 1340-nucleotide messenger RNA. RefSeq lists its product as uncharacterized. Gene Ontology annotation, molecular function: RNA binding. NCBI's taxonomy places the organism in Eukaryota, Viridiplantae, Streptophyta, Magnoliopsida, Fabales, Fabaceae. The record is from RefSeq and is a predicted model, not a curated record.